Messenger RNA from Phascolarctos cinereus (koala), 6321 nucleotides. NCBI's taxonomy places the organism in Eukaryota, Metazoa, Chordata, Mammalia, Diprotodontia, Phascolarctidae. The record is from RefSeq and is a predicted model, not a curated record.
CCAGGCGAGGGCACGCGGCGCGGGCGCGCUCGGGGCCGCGAGCGGAAGUGGGUGCCGGCGUGGGGCUGUCGCACGCGGGUGGAGCCGCGGCACCGCCUCGGGUACCGUUGCGCGGCGUUGCAGAGUGUCCGUCCGCCCACGUCCCCCUGCCCCCGAGCGGCAGCGGCUGGAGGAAGCUUCCCGAGCCUCCGCGAUCCCCGGGCCCCCAGGCCACCAGCGCUCCUCCGCCCUCCUCAUGCUCGCCCGGGGCUUUUCGGCGUGGCAAGGCCUCCACAGGUACCCACCCACUCACGAACACCUCACCUUGACUGUCGCCUCCCCCCCCGACCCCACACCCGGUGAACAGUGACUGCCCUGCCGUGCUAGGCGACACCCCUUCAGUAAGAGAUGACACCCUGAAGCCCCACCAGGGAUCCCCCUCGACCACUCCCACCUCCGAGGAGCAUUUCGGGUUGGUGGGACCCGAGCUGGUGGUUCCAGGAUUUUCUUAAGAAUGACUUUAGGAAGAGAAAUUAUGUCCCCUCUUCGAUUGAGGUCUUCAUCUUCAGCAACCAAAAAAAACUUUUUGAAGUGGGAUCUAUCACCAGAACAAAUUAAAGCAAGAACUGAGGAGCUCAUACAACAAACCAAGCAGGUGUAUGAUGCUGUUGGAAUGCUUGAUAUUGAGAAAGUAACAUAUGAGAAUAGUUUGCAGGCGCUUGCAGAUUUAGAAGUGAAAUAUGCAGUGGAAAGAAGCAUGUUGGAUUUUCCCCAGCAUAUCUCCCCUGACAAAGAUGUGCGAGCAGCAAGCACAGAUGCCGACAAAAGGCUUUCUCGUUUUGACAUUGAGAUGAGCAUGAGAGAGGAUGUGUUUCAGAGAAUUGUUCAUCUACAGGAAGCCUGCGAUCUUGAAACAAUAAAGCCUGAAGCCAAGCGGUACUUAGAAAAGUCCAUUAAGAUGGGAAAGAGAAAUGGGCUUCAUCUUCCAGAAGAAGUACAAAAUGAAAUCAAAGCAAUGAAGAAAAGAAUGAGUGAAUUAUGUAUAGACUUCAAUAAAAACCUCAAUGAAGAUAAUACCUUUCUUACAUUUUCUAAGGAAGAACUUGGAGCUCUUCCUGAUGAUUUUCUUGACAGUUUAGAAAAAAUAGAAGAUAACAAAUAUAAAGUUACCUUAAAAUAUCCCCACUACUUUCCUGUCAUGAAAAAAUGUUGUAUCCCAGAAACCAGAAGGAAGAUGGAAAUGGCUUUUAAUACAAGAUGCAAAGAGGAAAACACCAAAAUUCUGCAACAGCUACUUCCACUCCGAGCCAAAGUAGCAAAACUACUUGGCUAUAGCACGCAUGCCGACUUUGUGCUAGAGCUCAACACUGCCAAGAGUACAAGCUGUGUUACUGACUUUUUAGAUGAUUUAAGCCAGAAACUAAAACCUUUGGGUGAAGAAGAGCGAGAGUUCAUCCUGAAUUUGAAGAAAAAAGAAUGUGAGGAAAAGGGAUUUGAAUAUGACGGAAAAAUCAAUGCAUGGGAUUUGCAUUACUACAUGACCCAGGCAGAAGAACUCAAGUACUCCAUCAACCAAGAGAAGCUCAAGGAAUACUUCCCAAUGGAAGUGGUCACUGAAGGCCUCCUGAACAUUUACCAAGAGGUAUUGGGCCUUUCAUUUGAGCAAGUGACUGAUGCACAUGUCUGGAAUGAAAGCGUUACUCUCUAUACAGUGAAAGAUAAAGCUACUGGAGAAGUAUUAGGGCAAUUUUACUUGGAUCUAUACCCAAGGGAAGGAAAGUAUGGCCAUGCAGCCUGCUUUGGCCUGCAGCCAGGCUGUCUCCUACCUGAUGGUAGCCGAAUGAUGUCUGUGGCUGCCCUGGUAGUAAACUUCUCCCAGCCUGUUGCAGGCCGUCCCUCCCUGCUGAGGCAUGAUGAGGUGAGGACCUAUUUCCACGAGUUUGGUCAUGUCAUGCAUCAGAUAUGUGCACAGACUGAUUUUGCUCGAUUUAGUGGAACUAAUGUGGAAACAGACUUUGUGGAGGUGCCUUCCCAAAUGCUUGAGAACUGGGUGUGGGACAAGGAUUCCCUCCGUCGCCUCUCAAAGCACUAUAAAGAUGGGAACCCUAUAACGGAUGAUCUCCUUGAAAAACUUGUUGCUUCUCGACUGGUCAACACAGGUCUUUUGACCCUCCGCCAGAUUGUAUUGAGCAAAGUUGAUCAAGCUCUCCAUACUGAUGCAUCGUUGGACUCCUCAAAGGAAUAUGCCAAAUACUGUUCAGAGAUUCUAGGCAUUUCAGCUACCCCAGGUACGAACAUGCCAGCAACUUUUGGACACUUGGCAGGAGGCUAUGAUGCCCAGUAUUAUGGAUACUUGUGGAGUGAAGUGUUUUCCAUGGACAUAUUUUAUAGCUGCUUUAAAAAAGAAGGGAUUAUGAAUCCAGAGGCUGGAAUGAAAUACAGAAACCUUAUCCUGAAGCCUGGGGGAUCACAGGACGGCAUGGACAUGCUCCGAAGGUUCUUGAAACGUGAGCCAAACCAAAAGGCAUUCCUAAUAAGUAAAGGCCUGCACACUCUGUAAAACUGGGAAUCUUUUGUAGCAUUCACGUCUGCGAGACACAUGGAUGUUUCUUGGUGUUUUUGGACAUUAAAACAGGAGAGGAUAUCACACCUGAAAAUAUGUAGAGUUCUGUCAGUCUCAUUUUAUUUAAAAAGCACAAACUUAACCACUGAAUUCUCCACCCACCCAAAAAAAAUGUAAUUGUAGGAACAGCCUAUUAGAAAAUAAUCAUAGUUAUAAAAACAGCAUUUAAGUACAUAUGGGAACUUCUUUUUAUAAAAGUUUGAUAAGAUUUAUAAUUUGUUUUUUUUUAAAUUGUAAUCUAGGUAAUGAACAUGUGAGAAACCUGACAAUUUUUAAAUUGAAAUUAAUAUAUAUUGUUCGAUGGUUUAUUUAAUCCAUUCUUCCAUUUUGAAGUUUUGUACAUGUGGUUUUUGUGAAUACAGACGAAUAUUCAUAUCAUUCUCUUAUGUUGUAAAUAUUUCCUUGGGGCUUUGAAUCAACUUUGACUGGAUGUUUACCAGUACAGAGGUAUGGCCAUUACCUUGGCUAUCAUUCAGAGCCAAAAGUAUCUGCCUCAGUGACAUAUUGGUCACCCUUGCACACCAGACCUCAUCUUUUCCAACUUUGUGCUACACUUGUUUGGAUUAUGUGCUGCAGUUUGGGUUUGGCCACAACUUAGAUCCUUUCAUCUCUUCUCUUCCCCCGCCCCUCCUCACUUUUUCUCCCUUUUUGUCUGAAUUUAUUUCAGUCAGGAUAUUCCAGGUAAUACUUGAGUUAUGUCACCUUGGGCCAAAUAUAGAUCACAGACUCAUGUCCAGGAUGUCUUUGCCAAACUGCUGUAACACGAGACUUGUAAUCAUGUUCUUUGGUUGUCAAAGUAGUAGCAAGCCCAAAUAAGUUUUUCUGUCGUAAGAGGAGGUGGUAAGGGACCUGCUCUAAGAAACCCUGCAGCGUGGCAGAUGGACCUGUCUUGAUUUAGGUGUGGUAAAUGGAGGGAAAUGGUGUCAAAGCAAAGAUUUCAAGAGCUCUAGAGGAGGAAGGGAAGCAACGGGCCAAAAAGUUGGAGAACUACUGCCCUGGUGUUGUUCUUUCUCACAUGAACGCUAAAGAGAAAUCAGAUAUGCUUCACAAAUCUGUCUCAUCUUUUGAUUUUUGUCACCACUCUUCAACGUCUUUCCUUUGGUCACCAUGAAACACUCCUUUACCCAAGUCCUAAUUCUCCAUUGCAUCUACGGACAGACAGUACUUUUUUCCUAUACCCCAAAGAAAGGCUAUCCAUGAUCAUCUUGAUUGGAAAGUGAAUUUGAACUUGUAGCACAGAUUCACUUCCCUGGCUACUGUAAGUAGAUUCAAGAUGAACUUUCAGUCUAAAGAGCUAGAUGAGCUUUUGGGAUCAUUUCCCUCAGCUACUUGUGAAAGAAGCUCCCAUGGAAAGAGUACUAUAAAUACAUAAAGGCACAAAUGCAGAGGCCCUGGAUUCAGAUCCGGCCUCUGCUAUUCCUCCUGUGGCUGGGUCGUUUAAUGUCUCUGGGCCCCAGUUCAUCGUUUGUCAGACGGAGAGUUCAGACUAAAUGGCCUCUCAAGGUCCCUCCUGGCUCUAACUCUGAGAUCCUUUGAGCCUAUGAACUAAGAUUAAAAUAUGACAUUUGUUCCAACUGCUUCCCAGCCUGAACUGAGGAGUUAAUUAUCCUCCUGGCUCAGGACAAAAUUUUAUCCUAUUUUAUCCUAAAAAAUUUAUCCUUCAAUACCAGUGUUACCUACUCACACUAACAAAAAAUCCCUAUCAAGAAACAUGGAUGGGCAAAUGUUGCAGAGCUCCAGAAGGUAGUAACAGGUCUAUUAAAGACAAGCCUAUUCCAAGAAUACCCUCUUGGAACCCUAGCCUUCCUGGCUUUUCUUUCCACUGCACAGAGGCAGCCAGAGUGCUAGCACUUGCCAAAUUUUGGCCUCCCAGAACCCUUUUGCCAUCACCUGGGAUUUCAUGGUAUCCUGUUUUUACAUUUCAGCUGAAAACUCUCUUCACUCUUUUCUGUUCUCAAAUAUCUUUUCCCUUUGCUUUCUUUUUUUGUUACAUUAUUUCAUAGGAGGGAAAAAAAGUAGAUAAUUUGUAUGAAAGAGAUUGCGCACAGUGAAAUUGUAUCAUGACGCACAAGAGAGAAGCAUUCCUAUAGCUGCCUUGUUAUGCAUGUGAGACUAGAGCGUGUAGGACCAUAACCCCUUACGUUGCAUUUCUCAUUUUGGAUCCAUGCCUGAUUUCAAAAGCUUAAAAAAGGACAGUUUAUGAAACCACAUCUUCACAGAAAGUAUUCUUUAGCAUGAUUUAGGGAGAAUAGAAUUAAAGGUUUAUUUUAAAAGACCAUUUAAAAUACAGCAAUCCAUCUGUUCAUUCUUAUUUCCAGAUCAGAGUAUAUAGUGUCCUGGAGGCCUUCUGAAUAGCAGAUAAACAUAGAAAUUGCAAUUCGGCAAACAUAUUCUACUGAUUUAUGAACUGAGCCACAUAUAACAAAGUCUCUCUUGGUUACCUAUUCAGGCAAUUCCAGCCAGAUCUAGGUCUUUAAAGACCUUAUGUUGUCCAAGAACAAGGUCUAAGCCAUCACAUAUUUAUUAGUUGGGAGUCUAACCAUGGUGGCUAAAGAGUUCAUUUUAAGGUGCUGAAGAAAAAAAUUAAAAGUUCAAUGUUAUGCUCAAUGGUACAUGUUUUCUCCUCUAGAAUAAAUGUCAACUCUGUAAGAAUAAUAGAAGAGUUCCUGCUUAAAAAGUUCUCACCUGAGCUGUUUAUAGCCAAGAACUUUCAGCUGUCUGGAACAGUUAGAAUGAAAAUCAUAGACCCUGGACUCUUUGGUCCUGACAUAUAGCACUAUAUAAUAAAUGAAAAUUGAGUGGACAGUGUGACUGGUGGAAAAAAAUAUUUAUAUUUUCCUGUAAUUUAAAAGCCUUGACUUUUAGAAAGAGACUUUAAUUUUCUGCUUUCUUGUUUUGCCUUUGGCCUUCAUAUGUGAAUUAAUGGCACACAGUGGUCUUGCAUGCCCAUUGAAUCAGCAGGUUUGAAUGCCGUUAGUUUUUCUUCUGUUCUGAUGUGGAACUUUCCUAGCUCUGAGGCUAGCCAGUACAUGAAAAUGCCUGACCUCCUCAGUUAAAUAUAGUUAACAGCCCAAAGGGUGUUAAAAGUGAAACUCUAUCUGCUUUGAAUGAAUUCGGUGAACAAGAAUUCUUUCUUUUCAACAUACCACAGCCAUAUUAUACCUAUAUAUCUCCUAUCUGAAAUAGGACCCUUGGAAAUUGGAUAUUCAUUCUAUUAUGAAAGUUUGUCGAGAUAAAAGUAGAAGAGGCUGGGUACACUCAUUUCUUUGAAAGACAAAUAUCCAAAAUUGACUUAGAAUUAUCUUUAGAAAAAUUUCCACUAGAAAUGUGUCCUUCUUUCUGAAUAACAUUCUAGUAAACACUGUAUUAAGGUAUAAAGUAGGUUUGUAAGUUCUUAAACAUGAGCUACAAAUGACCUCUAUCAUCACAUCUAGACCAUAAACCUCAAUAUAUUGCAGUUGGAUUGAACGAGAUGUCCUCUGGGGUCCCUUCCAACUCUCAAAUUUUAUGAUUCUGUAAUAUUAAUGUGACAGAACAUUUGAAUCAUCUUUUUUUUUCUUUUAAAGAAAACACUAAGGGUUGGGAGAGUGAAUUCCAAAAGUUAUGGGUUAGUUUUUGUGUUGUUUUUGCAGCAUACUAUAGCUCUGAAAUAAUACUGCUCAGGAAAAAUGUCUUUGUGCUACAUCUCUACAAUGAUACAUAAUAAAUAUUUGAGCCUA